Cottoperca gobio is the source of this 520-nucleotide messenger RNA. Its product is annotated as immediate early response 3-interacting protein 1-like. The record is from RefSeq and is a predicted model, not a curated record. Gene Ontology annotation, cellular component: endoplasmic reticulum membrane; COPII-coated ER to Golgi transport vesicle; Golgi membrane. NCBI's taxonomy places the organism in Eukaryota, Metazoa, Chordata, Actinopteri, Perciformes, Bovichtidae. Gene Ontology annotation, biological process: endoplasmic reticulum to Golgi vesicle-mediated transport.
UUAGCCACCGUAGGCUUCGUCAGAAGUAAAUACUGCCUGCUAGCUUCCAGCUAGCUAGCUACCUAUAAAGAAACAUGGCUUUUACUUUGUAUUCACUCAUUCAAGCAGCAAUUCUGUGCGUCAAUGCUGUCGCUGUAUUGCACGAAGAAAGAUUUCUGAGUAAAAUCGGCUGGGGAGUCGACCAAAGCGUCGGAGGUUUUGGUGACGAACCAGGCGUCAAAGUGCAGAUGAUGAACCUUGUGCGCUCUGUGAGGACAGUGAUGAGAGUGCCGUUGAUUGCAGUGAAUGCAGUCUGCAUAGUGCUGCUGCUUCUGUUUGGAUGAGAAGUGAGUGAAGAUGGGACAGACCAGGAGAAAAACCUCCACCACCUCAGGAACCCUUCUGCAGAAACAUUUCAUCCCUUUGUCUCAAAAAUGUCUCCUCAAUAUGAAUGUUAUCAUUUAAUAUCAAUGCAUGAGAUACUAUAAGGCCUGUUUUUUUACAGCACAGUAAUUCAAAAUCAGUAUCUGGUUUAUUGCCA